This is a messenger RNA of Mercenaria mercenaria, 888 nucleotides long. RefSeq lists its product as uncharacterized. Gene Ontology annotation, molecular function: nucleic acid binding. The transcript is spliced from 3 exons. The record is from RefSeq and is a predicted model, not a curated record. Lineage: Eukaryota; Metazoa; Mollusca; Bivalvia; Venerida; Veneridae. Bases 1 to 888 code for a protein of 295 amino acids. Gene Ontology annotation, biological process: DNA integration.
AUGGAUGAUAAAGAGAAAGAGAAUAUUCUUGAAGAAUAUUAUUUUAACGCAAAAAAUCCUGCUGCGUACGCGGGUGCUCAAAAGUUGUUUCAAGUUCUCAACAAGAAAUAUCCUGGACUAUUUACAAUUACUUACAUCAAACGAUGGCUAAACAACCAGGAUGCUUAUUCUCUUCAGAAGCCAAGACGACAUAGAUUUAAGACGGCCAACGUGCGAGUCACAUCCAUUGGCGAGCAGCUAGACAUAGAUCUUCUGUCAAUGUCAAAUCUAGCUGACGAGAAUGACGGUGUGCGAUUUCUGCUUUGUGCCAUUGAUAUUCUUUCCAGAAAACUGUGGGUGAGACCAUUGAAAAACAAAACGGACAAAGUUGUUUUAAGCGCCAUGAAAGACAUUCUCAGCGACAUUGCUCCAGUUGAAAUUAAGAAAAUUCGUGCGGAUAAAGGGAGUGAGUUUUCAAACCAAUGGUUUAAAAAUUUAAAGUGGGAGAUCUUGUACGCAUCAGCUUUAGCAAAUAAUCCUUACAUCGGGCUUAUCAAGAACAGUACACCACGGAGGAAGAAUGAAAUUGUAUGUUCCAAAUCCUUAAAAGUGGGUAGAUUUUUGGAUAGAGUGAGCAGUGGUAGAACGACACUGAACCAAACCGGAGCUGGUAGACGUUUAUCCAUCAUCCCUGUAGAUGACUCAAAGGUAGCCGCUGAGAAGCAGUUUCCGAUCAAAGCAGUUCUGCCGGCGGAGCAAACGACAGCGCAAGCAAAAUCGGAACUAGAGAGGCAGGAUAUAAAUCCAGCUAGUGUAGUAAAUAUGCUUCAGUCUUCGAGUGGACAGCGUCGACGCGGGACAAAAUGCAAGAAAACAGAUAAUAAAUCACGUAAAGGAGCUAAACGUUAA